AUGAAGGUUGUCAGUAGAGGAGGAAGUUAUCCUAUAUGCUCUUCUUCAUCAUCUUGGUGGGAGGAUUUGUUGGAAAUUAAUAGGAAAGGAGGAGAUGAUAGGUUUGUCAAAGGUUGUUGUUUUGAUAUUGGCAAGAGAUAUACUACUGCCUUUUGGCACGUGAAGUGGCAUUUUGAUAAGUGUUUGAAAGAUGAAUUUCCUAGGUUGUAUGCACUUUCUGCUUUGAAGAAUGUGGUAGUGGUUGGUAUUGGUAAUUGGAGGGAGAAUGGUGUUUGGGAGUGGUCUGAUUUCGGCAUCCUUUCCCCGGUUUCAGAUCAACCGACAGUGGCGGAAGAAGUCUGA
Messenger RNA from Vicia faba (fava bean), 342 nucleotides. The record is from the annotation of a GenBank genome assembly. NCBI's taxonomy places the organism in Eukaryota, Viridiplantae, Streptophyta, Magnoliopsida, Fabales, Fabaceae.